AGAAUAUUUUGGAAAUAUAUUGAUUUCUGGAUCUUUAUCUUCAUUUGGAUCUCUUUUUAACAUUAAAAAAGGAAUGAGGAAAAACACACAAUUCCCAUACCAUAUAGUCUCAUUUCAUAUCACAGUUUUAACUUUUUUUUGCACCAGCAACGAGUCAUAAAACUAUUUUUUAUUGACUGAAUGGUUGAAAAACUAUUUAAAGUAAUAAUGUUUUGUAUCAAUUUCGAAAUUCAAGAUUUUUGUAUGGUCAAACACUAUAUUCCAUAAUAUUUCAUAGCUGAAUUAAUUUACUAAUGUAUAAAUGGGUCUGAACGGACAAACUAAUCUCUGUAAACACAAUCAAUUAGUUUACAUAAUGACGUCAACGUUACUGGGCAAUGGUAUACAACAUGGCCGCCGAGGAGUUACGAAUCGUGUGAAAAGGAUCCGGUAUCACUUGUUCUACACGGCUGUUGUCUUCCUGAAAUCUCCUUGAAGACCUCUGUUCGGAGAGGAUAACUUUGAAGUUUGAACAGUUUAGAGCCUAAGAGUAAAACAAAAUGCCGCCAAAGAAGGGAAAGAAGAAGAAGGCCGCUCCCCCUGCAGAACCAGUUUCAGAAGAUGAUGAGCAGGAUGAAGUUAGAACUGUGAGAAAAAAGGAAAAAGGGAAGGGAAAGAAGGCGAGAGCACGGCCAGUGCUUAAGACACUAGGCAGAGGAGCGGGAGAAGAGGCUCCAGAAGUACAAGCUGAUGAGCUCUUUGAAGAGCCGCAAGAGGACGCUGUACUAGAAGAGGAAAAGAUGGAUGACGUAGUAAGGGUCAAAUCCCCAGAGAUGGAAGCAGAAAAGGCCACAAAAGAAGCAGAAGAAACUGAAGCUCCAGACCUUGAGAGCAAGCAGCGUCAACACUACUCCUCUGCUUCUGCUCAUGGGGAUGGUCCUGGAGCUGAUGAACCUCAAGAUCAAAAUGAUCCUAGUCCUGACGGUGGAGAAGAUACUCAUCAUGCUCCUAGUCAAGAUAUACCAGUGGCAGACACGCAUCCCAUGAUGGAAGGCAUCACCGAUGAUGGAGAGGGGGACGGAGAGGAGGUGAAGAAGUCGGAUGAUGAUGAUGCGGCUGAGAUGAUGGUCGUGAAGCUGGAUACGGAGGAGAAGACGCUCGGCCGUGUGAACCUAGAGGAGUAUGACGAUGCUGACCCCAAGGACUUUGGAAUAGAGGUGGAAUCAGAUGAUGAGUACAAAUAUCUCCCACCAAGCAACGACGACCUGCCCAACCUGGAGAACCUGAUAGGCACCCUGGAGGAGGGAGACAGUGAGCUCCACACGGAGCGGGAGCCACCGACCCUCUUCAACCGACCGGAGCACGAGCCCAGCUACCGCCAAAUCUCCCACCUACGCCAGGAGCUGGAGGAGGAGAAGAUCGACCCUUACAUCGAUCGCUUCGAGGACAACGUUAGGGAUGAUGUCCUCAUGAUAGGGAACAUCUCCCUGGAGGAAGUCCAGGAAGAGGAACGGCGUUUGAGAGAUGAGCACAUUGCCUAUCAGCAGCAGGAGGCGCAGCUUGCUAGGAACAGACAGGAGAAUAUUCUGCUCAAGGAAGAGCGCUCCAAGAAGCAUGUCACUGAUGUCAUGAAGAAGAAACGCAAGGAGCUCUCCCUGAGAGAGGAGCUUAGCCUCCAGAGGGAGCGUCUGCUCCAAGAUCAGCUCCAUAAGAGCUUCAAGAAGGCGGAGAAUCUCCUCAAACGAUCUCUGGAAAUACGCAAGGGAGAAGUCAAGACUAUGUAUGGUGACCUGAUGAUGGCUGAUGGUCAAUACGGCGGGUCAAAGGGUCGUCGUUGGAAAGUGGACUGGAAUCGAGCUCCACAGCCAAUACAGAUCAAGCUCAAGUGUCUCAGAGGAGUCAAGGAUAAGCUACCUGCUGGACGAUUCAUCUUGAUGACGUCCCUGUAUGACCGUCUGGGUGGACACGUCUUGCGCUGGUCAAACCUACGCGGUCAGGAGUGGGCUGGGUCUACACUGCCCCUCAAUCACGAUGGACAUUUCUACAAUGUAGAGAUUCCGAUUGAUCAGAGCCAGUUCACCGUUUGUCCAUCCAAACCGGACAUCCGUCCUGGCAUGGUCCUGGUGUUUGAGCUCUUUCUGCUUCGUGGUACCCUCCUACCAGUCGAUAAGGUGGUGGCCUGGGGCGUCUUCCCCAUCUGUGACGGCCAGUUUGAGGUCCUUCAGGGAAAGUAUAUAACUCCCAUGCUGAGAGGGGAGGUUGAUACCCGCAUCGAUCGUCAUGAGACAGUUGAGAAACUGAUGGCUUCUGAUCUGGAUCACUGGCUUUGUAACAUCUACUUUGAGAUUGUCAGAUUACCAAGGUACCUUGCCGGUCAGAAGGAAUACGAGGUGGAGCUGCAGUUCUCCUCCAACCUGAUUGGUUAUCCCGAUAGAAUCAAAAGAGCCGAAGAAGCCAUUGAUGGAGAAGAACCCAUUCCUGGAUCACAGGUCGACAUUGCUUCAACCAAUGUUGAUAACCAAUCAGCUGCCGACGUGAAGGGGUCAAAGGUCAGCUUUGGCCUGGGCAGUGAGGAAGGAGAGUCAUCAACUCCGAGAGAAGGUAGCAGCAGCGUUGGUUCAGGGAGCAUCAAGGCUGGCCUCACUAGCAGUGAGGGGAGUAUGAAAGAUAACGACAGCCUUAAACUGGAGAGUGAGGCCUCCACCAAGACCCUGGAAUCAUCGGAGGCCGGCGUCCGUUUCCGUGGCACCAAGCAGAAGGAUGAGGAUCCGCCUCCGACCACCGUGGGAUCCAGGAAGCUCCUGGGCAAGUACGAGAAGGCUUACCUCGACACAGACUCGGAGUCCGAUGAUGAUGACGAGGACUACAUCAAGAAGAAGGAAGAUGGGUUCCGGGCGGUCAAGGGAGAGCCUGGCCUCUUCUACAAGCAACAUCUGAACCCGCCACAGACCGACUACAUCCGUCGCAUGUACACCAUGAUCCCCAAGACAACUCUGCUCAACCAGCGCAAGAAACGCAAGAAGCUGACCCAUCUCGAGGAGCUAGCCACUCAUGGCUGUGCUGUGCAAAAACCGUUCUCUACAAAGGGCCACACGGCUCGUCAGGGUCACGAGAAGGUGCAGUACAUCAGUCGUCAGCUCUUCUCGGAGCUGGGUCUCUCCCAGUGGAGGUCCAGGGAGUUCUGGACCCUGAUCCUCCUCCUCUGUGUCAUCUUCUUCGUCAGAAUGUACCUCCAUUACCUUGGCCAGUGGGCCUUCCUCAACAUCAUUGCGGUCCCCAUCAGCACAUUCCAGUUCCUGCCUUACACGGUCAGUCUCAACUAUCAGGCCUCUCUCCUGCAGACCAAGGAAGAGGUGGCAGUGGUCAUCCUAGGACCGCUGACCAACGUCGUGUUCCUGUCUCUCCUCGUCUUCAUCUGCUGGCUCUUCCAGAAGGUGGUGGGAAACUUCCCGGACCUCUUCUGCAAGUUUGUCAUCGUCUUCGCCAUCAUGACCCUGCUCGACCCCUUCCUCAUCGCCAUCAUCGAUGCACCACUUGGGCGUUAUGCCAACACCAACAGCGACGUGCCCAUAGCAGAUGCUGCCAAGCUGUACUACCAUUUCUACCGUAUCCAUGACAACGGCUUGAUGGGUAUUCUGUUGACGGUUCCCAUCAUCCUCUUCCUCUCCUUCUUGACCUGUGUCAUCUUCUACAUGUACUUCUUGCGGCUGCACAACAACGGUCGCAUGCUGGACAUCUUUCACCGUCUCCAUGCUGCGGAGGAUGAUUUCUUCAUGCCCUUUGACCUCGAGAUCAGUAACCAGGAGCUGGCUUACAUCUGUAACAAGGCAGAGCAGUGGAGGGGUGAGGAGGGAGAGAGACGCAAGGUCGCUGUCUAUGAUUACAUAUGGGAGGAGGAAGACGAGGAAGAUAAUCUUGAGGAGAGGCCUGGAAAGGAUUCAGAAAAGCAGGAUGGCAAGCGAGAGAUCACCACUCAUGUCUCAGUCCACACUCUUCACUUGGAUGGCUUGCGAGAGCUCUUCCGACACUUCUUACGACUCCCAGAUGGCUCCAUUGUUGAGGUGUUUGGUGAAAUGGGCGUGGUGGGACUAGACAAAGACCUCCGUGCUGCCCUCCAAAACCAGGCCUCUGGUCACGAGAAAUGGGCGGGGUCGGCCGAAAGCAUCCACCUGCUUUCCCUGGACCGGGCGGGGAUCAACCACCUCCGCCCCAAGACACAAGGAGGCAUUGGAUCCCAGGACCUACUCAACAUCCCUGGGACCCCUUCCCCUUCCCUCCGGAGGAAGGGGGAGGCAAUGGGGAUGGGGUCACUGGGAGGGGGAUCCAAGAUGACCUCCCAGCCUUCGCUGCAUGUGCCUCGUAACCUUGGAGGGGCGUCGCCCACCAACAGUGACGUAGAGGAGAUGUAAGAAUGUGAUCAGAGUCUAGUCCGCACGCACAGACUCUCAUCUGUUACUGAAACACAAUUCUAUAAAGUCUUAAAGCCUAUCUGCAUUAGUUUGGCCAGGAGGGAUUAGACCCCGCAGUGAGGUCACUGACAGGUGGCUAUCUCGUCAACUCAGCUCUCAAUUAACAUAAGAAACGGGACCAUGGGGGUACAACGGUCACCGUUUAGGCAUUGUUUGCUAUAUAGAGGGCGCAAGUAGCGCAGUCAGGCUUCAAAGGCAGUCAGGGAAGAGCAUAGAUCUGUCAGUCUUUUACUGUGUCUUUGUCAGGAGCAGCUCAAGUAUAGAGCCUAUGGGGCUCACUAGACCGCAGGCAUAGUCUCUUAGUUCAGACACUUUAUAAAACAAUACAACUGACAAAGGUCUGUGCCUGCAAUCUAAUCAGAGUUGACCUUUUUUUUCAUACUUACCACCUAUUGAGGUUGACCGCUUCUCAGAGAAUACGCACUCAUUCUAUUACCGGUAUUCAAUUUUUUAACCUUUUCACCCAUUUUGUACAAAAAUGUUACAUAAUCUGUACAUUGUAUGUAUUGAUUUUAAUAUUCUACCGGUAUGACAUCUCAUUUUUUUUAAAUUAGUGUUGUCUUAAUACAAUCUGUGUGUUUGUGAGAGAGAAGAACAAGAGAAAGAGAGAGCGAGAGAGAAAGAGAGAGAGAGAGAGAGAGAUGGAGAGAGAGAGAGAGACUGACAGACAUAAAGAGAGAGAUAGACAGAGCAAAAUUUCUGUGAGACAUGUGGUAGAAGAAGUGCGAUCUUUUUCAACUCUUUUAAAUACCCGAGAGUGGGAGAUAAAAAGUGAUUAAUAAUGUACACUGUAAUAAAUAAAUACUGGUAUCUAAUCAACUAGUCUUUCAGAUUUCGGACAAAUUUAUCUUUGUAUAUAUUUUGCUAUAAAUUCCGUCCAUAUAUGGAGUGGUUCUAUGUCUUUCCUGAAUUGUAUAUAAUACUGAUGAACUAUAUAUUGUAGAGAUUUUAUUUUGAUAACUGAUACUUGAAUCGUGUGUAAUUCUCUAUAUUGUGAGCUUAAAGAUCAAUAUUUUGUGUACAUAGACAUCCUUUUAGUAGACAUAUUUAUCUUCAUGCACUGUUUGCACAUCUGUGCUGUACUAAGUGCUUGUGAUUAAAACAAACUAUAUCAGUCAUAUAAUAGUGUAAAUACUGUAUAAUGUAUAUGCAUUUGUAUGCAAAACAGCCGUCCAUGCAUUCUGACCACCUUGAUUUCUGAGCCUUAUAUGGAACAAUGAAAUUAUAAUUAUGCCUUUAAUGCAAAUUUUGAGGAUUAUUACAUAACUUGUUUAUAAGAAUGAACAAUUUUGUAAACUUUUUUGAUGAAAUCUUUUAAUUUUAUGUUAAGUCUCUGUAGCGUUGAUCAUUUUAUAUUCACAGUAAUUACUCACUAUUGCAUCUGAAACACAUCAAAUUUUCUUAUUACACCUCAGUUCUCUAAUCAUUUUUCAGGUUGCUUGCUUGCUGUGUACAAUCUUUUCAUGUAUAUACCUAUCAUGUGUGUGCCCUUUUUUCUGUAAUGUUAAGGUCAGAUUGUUUUUCGAUCAUCUAUUUUGAGCCAGAAUGGCAAUAACCCUGUGUGAAAAAGAGGAAUUAACGCCCUUCUGGCUGUAAAGAGGUGAAUUGUAAAAAAUGUGUAAAAGAAAAAAUUGAUUGAUCAAAAAACAUGUAGACUUUGUUAUUUGCAAUUUUAUAUUUCAUCUCCACGCUACAAAAAUGGCCUAUGAAAGCUCAUCUUGCAUGAGUCGAUAGUUCUUAGAAUAAAAGAACAAUUUUGAUCUUAAAGUGAAAUAUAAACUAAAUAUAAACAACCACAAAUGAUACUAACCUGACAUAAAUAUUUAUAAAAAAUAGCUGAGUGAAGAAAAGAAAGAUAGGCUUCAUGUUUGUCCACACCACAAUCAACCAGGGUGGUCCACCAACACAAAUACAAACCUGUCAAGUUGAAACUUGAACUGAACUGAUGUGAGAUUAAUGUAAUAAUAAUAGCUAGUUCUUAUAUAGCGCUUUUUAGGACCGAAGGCCCUUCAAAGCGCUUUACAGAUAUAUAUAUUAUAACCCCGGUCAUAGGAUUCAGGCUUACCCGCACACAAUGUAUGCACAUUCUCCACUCCCUCAAAGUCUCUCGUUGCCAGGGUCCAGGGCUCGCAUAAGGGCUCUAGGGUUCUUGUGUGCUCUCUGGUGCAAUCGGAGCUGUAUUUUAGAUAUAAUUUUUCAGAAAUAAUUUUGGUUAUGAAUGAAUUUUAACCCAUUACUGAUUUUCAAACAUGUAAUGCCGAAAUUCAAACACUGCAGCCAAUUUUCAAACAUGUAAUUUUAAAAUUCAAACCCGUUUCUGUUACACAUUUGAUGUAAGCACCCUGUGGAGCCAUUCUGGGUCAACCCAUGUUGGUUUUCUUGAUGAUUUUAUGAUUUAUGUACAGACCACUCCACAGUAUGUAAUGGUUCCAAUUAUGUACAUCAGAUGAGUGAAUCAGACCAACCGUUUUUCGGAUUAUUUCUUUGCAGCUUUGAUUAGGAGUGCUUAUAAUUAUCAUUAAUGUCAUUGUACAAUAUCAUUGUGUGAUGUUCUGUAUUUGUAUUGUCGUAGUAGAUUAAAUACACUAUCAUUCUUUCA
Molecule: messenger RNA, 7047 nt
Organism: Strongylocentrotus purpuratus (purple sea urchin)
Lineage: Eukaryota; Metazoa; Echinodermata; Echinoidea; Camarodonta; Strongylocentrotidae
Exons: 24
Coding region: 540-4388 (1282 amino acids)
Cellular component (GO): perinuclear region of cytoplasm
Source: RefSeq, a predicted model, not a curated record